Molecule: messenger RNA, 786 nt
Organism: Danaus chrysippus (African queen)
Lineage: Eukaryota; Metazoa; Arthropoda; Insecta; Lepidoptera; Nymphalidae
Source: the annotation of a GenBank genome assembly
AUGCAACUGUUCAUAGUUUUAGCCCUUCUCGGCGCCGCUUACGGUCAGCCAAAUAGAAUAGUGGGUGGGUCAAUAUCAUCUAUUGAAAACUCCCCCUACAUGGCAUCUUUGUUGCACGGCUAUUUCGGUAUAUUCUUUUCACACCAAUGUGGAGGUACUUUAUUGUCUAACAACGCGGUACUUUCAGCGGCCCACUGCUUCUCUGACAGAUCUGUUUCCGCGUGGCGAGUACGUCUUGGAUCGAGUUUAGCAUCAUUGGGUGGCUCUGAGUAUGAAGUGUCUUCUUUGAUUAUACACCCUGAUUACGCACCAAGACUGAUAUUGAACAACUUGGCUGUUGUGAGACUGGCCAAAUCUACUGAAUUCUCAGACAGAAUAAAUAGAGCAUUCAUUGCUGGACCAAACUACAUUUUACCUGAUAACACUCCACUCUCUGCUUCAGGAUGGGGUGCAAAUAAGUUCCAAGGACAGUUAUCCGAAGUUCUGAACCAAGUGGAUGUCAACUUAAUCAACCAACAAUCUUGUGCGGAACGUUAUGCAAAACUCAAAGAAAUCCCUGGUAAGGAAAACUGGCCUGAUGUCACACCUGAAAUGAUGUGUACAGGGGCUUUGAAUGCCGACAACAAAGGAUCUUGCAAGGGUGACGAAGGUGGACCUAUAAUUCAUGGCGGAAACGUUGUUGUUGGUGUCAUUUCCUGGGGUUUCGAAUGUGGUCAAGACUCAUAUCCCAGUGUCAGUGUCCGUGUGUCUUCAUAUGCUAACUGGAUCUUUAAUGCUGCAUCUUAA